Messenger RNA from Anneissia japonica, 1522 nucleotides. Its product is annotated as nudix hydrolase 20, chloroplastic-like. The coding region runs from base 90 to 1019 and encodes 309 amino acids. Lineage: Eukaryota; Metazoa; Echinodermata; Crinoidea; Comatulida; Comatulidae. Gene Ontology annotation, molecular function: 8-oxo-dGDP phosphatase activity. The transcript has 8 exons. The record is from RefSeq and is a predicted model, not a curated record.
UGAGCAGUAGAGGGCUUGCAGCAUGGCUUUUUAAAUGGUUGCUAACACUGUUUAAUCUUAUCCGGCUAGUGUGGUGCUUUUUGAGCAAAAUGUCUUGGUCUCAGCAAAUGCUAAAAAUUGUCCGACAGUGUAAUUCAUUUAAUCAGCCAGAAUCACCACGUGCACUUUGCGUCCCCUUUUUCAUCAAGGAUCAACAAGUUGGACUCAUUAUUCCGGAAAUUAUACCAAAAGUUAUUUCAGAGACCGAUGUUUUUGAGGUGGUACGCUCCAAACAAGACCCCACUCUAAUUAGGAAGAUUAAAUUGACAGAUGAUUUUGACACGGUAGUGAAGAGAACGCAAACAAUUAGAGAAAUUCUUGAAGGGUGGCGGAAGCAAGACGUACAUAUUAGUCUACGAGGAUGGAGGAAUGAGUUGUAUUCUGUGAAGACCUUCUAUCAUGAGGCCACUCUUCUUGAGAUGGAAAGAUCAGCAACAUCAUUAUUUGGAGUGAAGCAGUAUGGAUGCCAUUUAAAUGGUUUCUGUAAGACAAGUGAUGGAUUGUCUAUGUGGAUAGGACGCAGGGCCAAGAAUAAGCCAACCUUCCCAGGCAAGCUGGACAAUAUAGCUGCUGGUGGGCUAUCAGCUGGCAUGACAGUGAAAGACUGCAUUGUUAAAGAAUGUGCAGAAGAGGCAUCAAUUCCUGAACAUCUGGCUAAAGAGGCUAAACCAGUCGGUUCUAUAAGUUACUUAUAUCAUAGUGAGCGAGGUGUUUUCCCAGAGACCCAGUUCAUAUUUGACCUUGAGUUACCUUCGACUUUUACCCCUCAAAAUGCUGAUGGUGAGGUCAGUGAGUUCUACCUAUUCAAAAUUGAAGAGGUCAAAGAGAAAAUAGCAUCAGGAGAAUUUAAACCAAACUGCGCUCUUGUUAUUCUGGAUUUUUUAAUUCGCCAUGGUUACAUAUCACCUGACACAGAGCCUUACUACCUCCUAUUCCUCCAAGAAAUCCAUUCAACAUUGGACUUUCCUUUUUCCAGUUGAUAGGCUUCACUCUCCAGACAACAUUAGCCUAGUACAUCCAGACACACUUUAUUAAAAAGCAAGUGAGCCACGAACAAUAGGUGUUGAUGAUGGCCGAACAUGUGAAUAACUGUUACUUAUUGUACAGAUAUUCACAACUGCUGGAGUCCAGCAUAGUCAAGUCAAAUAUGAAAAACAUCACAGUAAUCAGUACAUACUGUAUAAAAAUUUGGAAUGGCGGGAAAAUAUUUUCAAUGAUAACUGAAGAAGAAUAUACAAGUAGUGUAAUUACGCCGUAGUUGAGCUAAACAUGUUGCACUGAAGUCAAUUUAAAAGGAGACCUGUAAGAAGAUCCAUUCAAAUUGUUGAACUUCAGUGGAGAAGAUCAACUCAAGUAUUCAACUUGAGUAGGAGAUAUAGCAAGUUUUGUAUUCCAAAUUCCACACAUAUUGAUUAAAAUGAAAUAAUUAUGUGGUGAUUUAUUGCAUAGUACUUGAUCAAUUCAAUAAAACUCUACAACUGGA